GUCAUCAAAGCGGCUGUGGACCAAGAAGAACAACUAGCUGCUAUGGCUAAAAGAAGUUCUAGCUCUAGCUAUUGUUCUGGCCAUGGUCUUUGUAGAUGUUCUCCAAGAUAUAGUAUGACAGAGAACACUGUUGCUGAGUGUAAUAAUUGGAACCGUAAAGCCAAAACCUAUCUUUCUGAAACUCAAUAUCAUCCGUAUUCAGCAUUAACUCAAACCAGCAACAAGUUUAUGAAAUCAUCAGUACUAGAAUACUCUUUUGAAGAGGACGAAGACGAUGAUAUGGAUAAUGAUGAUAUUGAAGACGUAUCUAACAAUGGUUACCGUGUGGCCAAAUGGCUGGAAGUACCAUGUGACCAGAAGUGGAUUCCAAGAGGAAAUAGUGCUAUAACUGUCAGUAGCAACGAUACGAGUUACUUGGAGGAUAGAGGAUCAUCGUUGAUUAUUGGACAGCCRCCAUCUCCGUUAAACCACCCACCACCUGCCGGUUACCCACCGUGGGAGUUCUACUAUCCCAUUGACAUACAAGUGAUCCAGCCGACGCCGUGCAUGUCACCGAGCGGCGGCAGUCAGGAAAGUUUCUCGGACGUGCCUAGGCACACGGAACAGCUGUUGCCGGCGGCGUCCGAACGGUUCCGGAAACCACCGCAGCAGCAGCGGAAGACGGCGUCGUCGUCGACGGCGGCGCCGAUCGCGUGCAUCCGGACGUCGUGUAGCAGCUGCAGCGACGACGCCGCUUCCACAGCCACCACCGUCAACUCGUCAGUGUUCGCCGAAGAAUGUUGUUGCUCGACGACGACGUCGUCGUCACCGCCGUCUCAGUUGCAGCUGACCGACCGCAACAACGCCGGUGCAUCGUCGGCCAYCACGGCCGCCAAAGUUUCUGGGACAUCUUCAAMUGAUAAUGAAAAUGGAAUUGAAAACAUAUUAAACAAUUUUUCAUUAGCUUUAAAAUCUAAGAACCUCGAAUCAAAUUGGAUUUUUAAAUCAGAAAUUGCUUCUGCGUAUUUUUCCGUUGAAAUGAUUUAUUUGAAUCCUACUGUAUCAAACCCAGCUGGAACUACAAUACCUAAUCAUAGAAGACGUGAAAUUUACCGAUUGGCUUGUGAAUAUAAUAUGCUCAUUCUCGAAGACGAUCCAUAUUACUACUUACAUUUUGAAAAAGAAAAUCCUGUUAGCUUUUUAUCGAUGGACACAGAGGGUCGUGUACUUCGAUUCGAUUCAUUUUCGAAAAUCAUGAGCUCUGGUUUACGUGUUGGAUUCGUAACCGGACCCAUAACGUUACUGCAUAGAAUGGAACUACACAUGCAAACAUCAUCAAUGCACUCAUCAUCAUUAUCACAA
Molecule: messenger RNA, 1341 nt
Organism: Diuraphis noxia (Russian wheat aphid)
Lineage: Eukaryota; Metazoa; Arthropoda; Insecta; Hemiptera; Aphididae
Source: RefSeq, a predicted model, not a curated record